Molecule: messenger RNA, 1364 nt
Organism: Bufo bufo (common toad)
Lineage: Eukaryota; Metazoa; Chordata; Amphibia; Anura; Bufonidae
Gene: CHKA
Product: choline kinase alpha
Exons: 14
Coding region: 48-1364 (438 amino acids)
Biological process (GO): CDP-choline pathway; phosphatidylethanolamine biosynthetic process
Cellular component (GO): cytoplasm
Molecular function (GO): ethanolamine kinase activity; choline kinase activity
Source: RefSeq, a predicted model, not a curated record
UCUGCCUCUAUUACUUAGGGACGUUUCCGUAUUUAAUUUCUACUAGGAUGAAGACGAAAUUCGCCUGCGCAGAGGAGCCCCGGAACUCUCUGGGCUUGUUGAUGAGUUCACCUGGAGGGCUAGUGACCGGCCAGAGAAUGGCGGAGUCAGUGGUGUCGGAAAACCGAGACCAAGAAGAGGCAGGCUGCAGGGAGAAGGCAGACGAGCCGGACCCCCGCACCAGGCGCAAGGCUUACCGUUGGUGUAAGGAGUUCCUGCAAGGGGCGUGGGAGUCCCUGGAGGAGGAGCGCUUCCAGAUCGGCGUUAUACGAGGUGGCCUGAGUAACAUGCUGUUUCAUUGCUCCUUGCCAGAAGAUGAGCUCUGUUUGGGCAAUGAGCCACGGAGUGUUCUGCUGCGGUUAUAUGGCACUAUUUUGCAGGUGGUAUUCCUCUUUGGUUUGUGGGCGGGGAGAAUGUCUUGUAACAAAGGAGAAAACAAAGAGACCCAAAGGGAGAAUUUCUUCCAAGGUACUGCAGCUAUGGUAAUGGAAAGUGUAAUGUUUGCAAUCCUGGCAGAAAGGUUCCUUGGUCCCAAGUUGUAUGGGAUCUUUCCACACGGACGUCUGGAGCAAUUCAUUCCAAGUCGAAAGCUUCAGACUGAAGAAUUGAGUUUUCCUGAUAUAUCAGCUGAGAUAGCGGAAAAGAUGGCCCUUUUUCAUGGCAUGAGCAUGCCAUUCAACAAGGAACCCAAGUGGCUUUUUGGAACAAUGGAGAAGUAUUUGAAGCGGGUACUGAAAAUAAAAUUUACCAAAGAAUCCCAUACCAUAAAGCUGAACAACUUUUUUACGUACAAUCUUCCUAAAGAAAUGGCUAAUCUUAGGGCGAUACUAGAAGCAACUCACUCUCCUGUCGUGUUUUGUCACAAUGAUUGCCAAGAAGGAAACAUCCUAUUACUGGAUGGAAGGGAAAAUUCUGAAAAGCAGAAACUAAUGCUGAUAGAUUUUGAAUACAGCAGUUACAAUUAUAGGGGUUUUGACAUUGGAAAUCAUUUUUGUGAAUGGAUGUAUGAUUACACCUAUGAGAAAUUCCCCUUCUUCAAAGCCAAUUUUUCAAAGUAUCCCACAAAGAAACAACAGCUUCAUUUUAUAUCUAUUUAUAUAAGAGAAUUUCAGCCCAGGUUUGAAAACCUGAGUAAUGAAGAGAGAAGUAAGGUUGAGAAUGACAUGCUGAUUGAAAUUAAUAGAUUUGCUCUUGCAUCCCAUUUCUUCUGGGGUUUGUGGUCUAUUGUUCAAGCAAAAAUCUCAUCUAUUCAAUUUGGGUAUAUGGAAUAUGCCAUGGCGAGGUUUGAUGCCUAUUUCCUACAUAAGAAGAAAUUAGGACUGUGA